This is a messenger RNA of Aspergillus ibericus CBS 121593, 525 nucleotides long. Its product is annotated as isochorismatase family cysteine hydrolase. The transcript has 5 exons. NCBI's taxonomy places the organism in Eukaryota, Fungi, Ascomycota, Eurotiomycetes, Eurotiales, Aspergillaceae. Bases 1 to 525 code for a protein of 174 amino acids. The record is from RefSeq and is a predicted model, not a curated record.
AUGACCGACCUAUCCAAAACCGUGAUCGUUCUGAUCAAUCCUUACAACGAUUUCCUCCAUCCUGAUGGCAAGCUAACUCCCUUCCUCAAAGACCUCGAGGAGAAGGAAACUGUCAAGCACAUGAAAGAGCUAGUUGCCACACAAUGGACUCCGAACAGCUUUCAAGACUGGCGACACAUGACUCCCAACAAUGUCAAGCAGCAACGCAUUCAGUUCUUUGAAGAAGGAACCUUUGGCUCUCAUAUAUAUGAAGGUUCGUUCCAAAACACUGAUUUGGAUUUCCAACUACGUCAGCGUGAGAAGUCUCAUCUUGUUCUCGCCGGCUUGACUGCCAAUACGUGCCUUGAGGCUACUGCACGUCAGGCUUUUGAGUUGGGUUAUAAUGUGACAUUACUAAAGGAUGCAACUGCCGGGUACUCUAAGGAGCUCACAGACGCGGCGUCGGAUUUGGUCUGGCCUUUGUUCUCCACAGUCACGACUGUGAAAGAGUUUGAGAACACUCUUAAUAGCACGGAGCAUCGCUAG